Molecule: messenger RNA, 1381 nt
Organism: Cuscuta campestris
Lineage: Eukaryota; Viridiplantae; Streptophyta; Magnoliopsida; Solanales; Convolvulaceae
Source: the annotation of a GenBank genome assembly
AGCCCCAUUUAUUUACCCACCACACAUUUCUUCUUCUUCUUCAAUUCACUCUCUGGGUUGCCUUCAAUCUUCUGGUUUGCUUUCUCCACUCAUUUCUUUCUUGUUUGAUUUGUUUUGUAAAGCCCAGCACAGGGUAUUUUGUCAGUUAUUUGUCAUUCAAAUAAACACCCCAAGAACUAUUUGUCUGAUUCUAUUUUGAUCCACAAGAUUUUCUAUUUCUCCUGUAAAGUUGGCAUGGGUCUAUCGAGAAACCACUUUUUUGCUCCAAUUUUGUAACUCUUUUUGUUUGAUUCGGAUAGUGGUUUCAUCUGGUUUUUCAAGAAAACUUAUCGUUUUACUUUACUCCACAUGUUCAGUUAAAUUUCCAAUCUUUAAGAAUCUCUGAAGAAUUUUCUGAUUCUUUUGACUGAAGGAAAAGAAGAAGAGAAAAAUGCCAGAAGGAAUCACAGCAGAGGCUCUCUUGAACAACAUGAUGGAGUCAUUUGCAGACAGUGUACCGAAGCAAAAAACUGUGUCAUUCUUUGAAGAGGAGAAAUCAAGAAAAGUCACUGAGCAUUUCAAUAGGCUCUUCGGUCGCCAGAAGCCAGUGCACCAUGUUCUUGGAGGAGGCAGAUCUGCUGAUGUGCUGCUAUGGAGGAACAAGAAAAUCUCAGCCAGUGUUUUGGCUUCUGCUACAAUCAUGUGGUUGCUUUUUGAGUGGCUUGACUAUCACUUGCUCACCCUUGUUUGCUUUGCUUUGGUUCUUGGAAUGUUUCUUCAGUUUCUCUGGACUCACACUUCUGGCCUGGUGACCAGGUCUCCAUCACAGGUCCCCCGAGUCGUUCUUCCGGAAGAAGUUUUUGUAAACCUUGCAAAGAUGAUUGGCUCUGAAGUGAACCGCGGUUUGGGAUUCCUUCAAGACCUCGCCUGCGGAGGGACGUCUAAGCAGUUCCUAAUUGCUGUGGCAUGCUUGUUGGCUACUGCUGUCAUUGGAACCUGGUGCAACUUUCUGACUGUUGUAUACAUUGGUUUCGUUGGCGCGCACACACUGCCAGUUCUAUAUGAGAGAUAUGAAGAUGAAGUGGACAACUUUGCAUAUAGCGUCUUUGACCGGCUACACCACAAUUACAGGAAGCUGGAUUCUGGGUUUCUCAGCAGAAUCCCAAAGGGCAAAUUCAAAGUGAAGAAGCACGAGUAAUAGUAGUAGCAUAAGCCUUCAUUUUCCCUCCCCAUUUCACUAUUAUUAUUAUUAUGUGCACUUGAUUGCAUAUGUUAAGACAUUUAAUUUAAUAUCCCCAUCUAUUAAUUCCCAUGAAUAUUAGAAACUUCAUGAGUUAAUGUUUAUUUAUAUUUAUCAGAAUUAAUAGGUGUAAUCUUUGUUCAAGGUUGGCUACUUUUUUGA